ACAGCUGUCAAUCAAAACUCGGCACGACGCUCCGUCACGUGAACCCGAAGUCACACGUGCAACUGCACAACUAGGGCACGGGAUUGGCACCCGUUGUAGAGGCUUCAAAGUUCACCUCAUCUUCAAGAAUGACCACCUUCUCCUCGACCCCCAUCGUUAUUGAUGGAAAGGGACACUUGCUUGGGCGGCUGGCGUCCAUAAUCUCCAAGCAGGUACUCUCCGGGCAGAAAAUCGUUGUUGUGCGCUGCGAGGAGAUUAACAUCUCUGGGAGCUUCUUCCGCAACAAACUCCGCUACCACAACUUCCUCCACAAACGCCAUAUCGUCAACCCCAAAAAGUCCGGCCCUUUCCAUCACCGCGCACCGUCCAAGAUCCUGUACCGGGCUAUCCGUGGAAUGACCCCGCACAAGACUCCUCGUGGUGCCGCAGCCCUGGAGCGCCUCAAGCUCUUCGAGGGUGUUCCCCCUCCUUACGACCGCAAAAAGCGCAUGGUUGUUCCGGAGGCUCUACGGGUUCUGCGGUUGAAGCCUGGUCGCAAGUACUGUACUGUCAAGGUCCGUGAAAUGACUCUUGACCCUGUAGUGAGGACUUAUCGUGCGGCGUUCCAGCGCUUGUCUCACGAGGUUGGAUGGGGAUACAAGGAUGUUGUGGAUCGUCUUGAGGAGAAGCGGAAGAUCAAAGCCCAGGCCUUCCACGAGCGCAAGCUGGCCGCUGUCAAGCUCCGUCAAAAGACUGUGGCAAACAAUGCCUCGUCUGAGAAGCUCAAGGAGCUCGGGUACUAGAGGCUUGGGCGCCUCGCUAUGACUAUGUACCCCAUGCCCCAUGCCGAUCGCUAUAUUACAUGCAAUGAUGAGAGCGUAUACCGUACGCGUGUAAUACUCGCAAUGCCAGAGUUUUUUCGCUGAGAAUCACGCCCUGCUGGCUAUCGUCAGCUAUCGCCAGCAAUAUGAGCAGCCCCGACCGAAUUACCACUGUCGAUACACCAGUUCUGACUAUGACUCGGUCCUUGAUGUCUCGGAUCGCAACCCUUGCGCUCGCUGAUUGCCGAACGAUCCAAAAAAUAUUCAGUCUGAGCCAUCUCACCUUCACCUCUCCUCCUUCCCGUUUCCCUUCCAUUCCAUAUGCCCGACGAGUCUCCGCGCGGUUCCGUUUCUCCCCAAUCGCGUUCCCCAUCUCCCUCCAGCCAAGACACCCUUACUCUUCGCGCCUUGGUCAGCACGAAGGAUGCUGGGGUUAUCAUUGGCAAAGCCGGCAAGAAUGUCGCAGACUUGCGCGAACAAACUGGCGUAAAGGCUGGUGUUAGCAAAGUCAUUCACGGCGUCCACGAGCGCGUCCUUACUGUGACUGGGCCUGUGGAAGGUGUGGCCAAAGCGUACUCCCUUAUAAUCUCGCAACUCGUGGCCACCAACCCGACUUCUCCGAUCCUUUCUUCGACGUCUUCCUCCGUCCAUACCUCCAUCCGCCUGCUCAUCUCACACAAUCUUAUGGGCACGAUAAUCGGCCGGAAUGGAUUAAAAAUCAAGGCUAUCCAAGAUGCUUCUGGUACGCGGAUGGUCGCGUCGAAAGACAUGUUGCCCCAAUCGACGGAACGUAUCGUCGAGGUACAAGGCACCCCGGAAGCUAUUGGGCACGCCAUCGAAGAGAUCGGCAAGUGCCUUCUGGAAGAUUGGGAGCGUGGCCUGGGCACGGUGCUCUUUCAUCCGGGUACUGGAGACGAUAGAUCCGGUCGACGGUCCGUGAGUGGGGCUCCUCCAUCCUACAACCCGCGCCGCGCGAAUGGCGAGCGUGGCCGCUCUUCUCCCCCUGGUUCGCCGCCGCCAGCUCAAUCGCCCGUUCUGUCUCAGCCAGCUACUAAUUUACGUACCCAAAACAUCUCCAUUCCCUCGGAUAUGGUCGGCUGCAUAAUUGGCAGGAGCGGAACCAAGAUUACCGAAAUCCGGCGUCUGUCUGGCUCCAAAAUCUCGAUCGCCAAAGCACCUCACGAUGAAACUGGCGAGCGAAUGUUUACUAUCGUUGGAACGCCGGAGGCCAAUGAAAAGGCCCUCUUUUUGUUGUACAACCAACUCGAAAGCGAGAAAGAACGCCGUGUCAACAAGGAAUCUCACCAGCAGCAACAGGAGUUGGAGGAAUGAGCAAACCGAGCUACCCCCGAGUCCUACCCGUAGUCGUUCCUUCUCCAGGGAUACUCGGUUACAUGCCCUCCUCCGUUCUACGUCCUUUUGUCUUCCUUGACUCGUCCGAAAAUCAUCCGCCCUCGCUGUCACGUAGUGUACGUAGUAAUUCCUCGAUACGCGUAAUAUGUUGUGCAGCCCUCGUAAUUGCAAGAAAAGAA
Mycena citricolor is the source of this 2332-nucleotide messenger RNA. NCBI's taxonomy places the organism in Eukaryota, Fungi, Basidiomycota, Agaricomycetes, Agaricales, Mycenaceae. The record is from the annotation of a GenBank genome assembly.